GAACCGUAUUGCGCAGUGGGAAACGAGAUGAACGCAGUCCGUGAUCCGAAGUCGUGAAGGGAGAUUGAAUUUUCUCUUGUCACUUUAGUCUCGCAAGAGUUUCGUGACAUCGGUGCGUAGGAAACGAAGUCGCGGCGGAUUCUUAAGUGUCGAGGCUGGUGAAGUGCCGAAAAUGUUUUCCGGCUUGACAAGUCAGGUAUCCAAUUGGAUGGGCAAGAAGGCCGAGGAUGGCACCGAGUUGCCUGCCGAGGAGAAAAUCGUAUCGCCCGCUGCCGAUGGAGACAUCGAUCUCGAGAAGAAGGAUUCCAGCCCAACGAAAGGUAGCAGCAAGCUGGAAAUGCUGGCUGGAGUGAAGUCCCAGAUGACAGGAUGGCUCAGUGGCGGAAUAUCAGGAUUGAGCCGUGGUGCAGGUGCUCCCGGUGAGGUCGAUCCGACCCAGCAGCCAAAUCAACCUGGUGAACUGACUGAGACUCAAGCAUCGGGGGAUGGUGUUCAGGGUAGCUCACCCGAUCAUGUAAAAGACGAUGAUGCUAGCAGGUGGGUUGCAGGCGCGACCGGUGGUGCUGACAGUGGACCUGCCAGCUUGGAAGGUACCCCCACGGAUGAUAAGGAUGGCCAGCAACCCUUUGGAGCAGUCUCUACAAAGGCGUUGGCCGGUGCCAAGAGUCUUGGUGGAUUUUUGUACAGUGCUGUGAACAAGGCUGGAAAAUCGGUGGUGGAAGCAAGCGCAAAGAUCAAGAAGACCGUCGAAGAGAACGUCAGCAAUCAGAGUCUUCUGGGCGAAUUCAACAAGGAGCAAGAAGCCUUUAUUGCCGGCAAGCAGAAUGAGAAGGGCGAAGCAGUAGCACCCUGGGUAGGAGCACCCAACGAGGAUGCACUACGUGAAGAGUGCUUAGCUCUAUCGACUGAUCGACGCAACUUCGUGAGGGCACCACCACCAGGAGUCGAGUUUGCCUGGAAUUUCGAAGCUGCCCAACCAGUGGCACAAGCUACCCUUGCCUUAGACCCCAACCUGGAGACCAUGAGGUUCGAACUGGUACCCAAAGUCAUAUCCGAGGAGAAUUUCUGGCGCAAUUACUUCUACCGGGUGUCUCUACUUCGUCAGAGUCACGAAUUAAAUGCCAUGGCUAGUCAAGCGGAAAGCAAUCCUAAUCAAGCACUUAUAUCAACUGGUAGCAUGGACCAUACUCAAGUUCAAUCAAGUGCCGGGCAAGGAACGAGCGGCGCUGCCGUCGCAACUACCAGAGACAAUGCACCGGCGGAUUCACCGAGUCACGAGUUCGUAUCAGAUAGCAUGAGGGCUUCGGACACGGAUAUUCAGGAGGUCCGUGAGGGCAUGAAAAAGUUGGGAAUGCAGCCGCCUAAAGAAGAAGAGUGGGAACGUGAAUUGGAAGCUGAACUGAAGGAUUUCGAGGUGGUACCGGGGCAGAUAAAGAGCGCCGGGACGACGAGCGACGCGACGCCUGGAAAGGAAGAUUGGGAAGAGCAAAUCGACGAGCUGCUACAGGAGGACGAAGACCUGAAGUGAGCCAGGAGAUACGCUGAGGUGCGAAAGUCACUCGAUUUACCUGAAUAAAGGGGAAAAAAGGAAAUUACAGAGCCACAAGAUCAAAGCUUGAUUCACUGACGACAGUCGCGCCUCGUGGAACAUUAUUGUGUCUUCUGUGUGGAUCGCGUGGAUCUAUUACGUGAUCGUCCGAUCAUCCUCAUAAUCGGGAUAGACUUACUAGUUGUUUAAAGAGUUCAUUCGCGCGAUUGUAAACGACGCUUGUGGAUGUCGGUUAUGUCGGUUUUCUUUUUUUCUAUGCUUCCUUACCAGUGGGAUGAACGACUUGAAUUCGUUUGAAAAAUUUCCUUAAAUAAAAAUAGCAUUUUUGUCUUGGAGAAAGUCACAGAAAAAUCAUUAGGAUAUUCUACGCCACGAUUCUGAAUGACUCGGAACUUAGUAGUUUUCGAGGAACUGCGUAUGCUGGAAAUAAAAAUAAAGUCGUCCAUCGCUCUAGUAAGAAUCAGUCAAUCGUCCAGCGAAUUUUCAAUGGAGCGUCAGUAGUUUUAAAACAUCGAUUUUCUAUCAACGACAAGAACACAUCCACCCACUUAUUCACGCUUCGUCGUUGAGCAGAAAGUCUCUGCAAGACCCGAUGAGUUCGCUAUGGCUCUCCGACUGUCCUCAUCGAGGAUUAAUUAACCCCACCGGAUAUUGACUACAACGGCACCUUUGACGACGAUGCCUUUUCGAAUUAUCGAUCGCACAAUAUUGCAAGGCGUCGCGCGUCUUACGUCGCCUACCGACUUGUCAGUCGGACGCGAAUAGCGAAUGCGAGACUCGCAGUUCUUACUUGCGUAAAUAGGACGCUCGAGAAUGAGGCACGCGGACAAGAGAGGGUAUGAAGAGCGACUGAAAUCGUUUACCUGUCUAGAUAAAUGUAAGAACUUGUACGACCUAACCUAACCUAACCUAUCCAUGAAUUAAUAAUUCUGUCAAGUAUCAAGCGUCGGGGCACGCGAGGCGUACGACAGUCGUUAUGUAAAUUCAAUGUCUCUUGAACUUAUGAGAAAGAUAAAAUCCCAUGUCUGCAAGUCUCUCAUAUAUCUCUUACGAGCAUUUUCCUCUGUAAAUUGCACUCUCAAAAAUUCUAAUGAAUUCGAGUCGGCAGUUUCCAUAAAGACGUUAAACUCACAUAACCUAUGACUUAGAGCCAGCCUGACGACGAACAUUGACGUUACGAACCAUCUUCGUGACAAAAGUCACGUGGCUUAAGGCCAUUUAAUCUCUUGGACGAUUUGUAAUUAACGUAAUCAGAGGGGGUCACGUACCCAGUCGCGCAAUUUGUGUACAGUAUGCUGCUUAAUAGUCCGAAAGGUUUUUGUCGUUGCCACGGGCGACAAGAACAAUUGUUUUCUGUUUUGUACCGCCUUUCUGCGAAAUUACUCAUUGUUCUAGACUGGUGUGUCUUAUGCUAUUUGAAUUCUUGAUUUUACUUUACUUGUAUAUUGUGUGGUCUCGGGUUAUUGGUUUUCAUUGUACGGCAGAAUGACAUGCUGACUUGUAGAUACGAUAGGGAGGGGAAUGAUAGCUUUUGUUGAGGGAUGAAUAAUUAUUUCACUCUCAUCCAAUGGAGUAACGAGCAGCCGUUGUAAUAGACUCCUUGCGUUUUGAAAAUGAAGCGUUUGUACAUUACACUUGUUCAUAACGAUCCUUGAUGCUCUUGUAAAGAUUUUCAUUCGCGUUUAUAGCCGGGUAGGACGGGAUAAUUGUUUUCGGACAAUUAUUCGUGGCCUAAGUCUGUAUGGAACUGUAGUGAUAUCGAUUAGCGUAUUGUUUAAUAUAAACAGAGACAUUCCAAUUGCUGGAAUUAUGCGUUGAUUAUAAUGGGGCGACAUUAUGUUCUUUAUGCUCGGUGCCAUUGGCCAUGUGUCAUUGAUUGGCAAUUUUUUGAUGUUGAGACUAGCAAUAUAUGCCGACGGAAUGCGCGGUGCAAUUCGGCUAAACCGAAUAUAAAUAUCUUAAUGAAUUAUGGAAUAACGACAUCCUAAGAUGCGAUGCAUUCACUCAUUAAAAACAAAAAAUAUGAACAUACACCCGAUACUUAUAUAUACAUAUAUAAAUAUAUAUAUAUGUUGUUGACUCCAUUGAAAGUAUGAUAAUAUAUUAUAACUAUUAAUGAGAAUAUUAUAAUGACGCAGCAUUAAAUUUAAAACUAUUAAGAAAUUAAUGAUAUAAUUGCGAUAAUGUAACAAUAAAGGUCGUUGUACCUCAUGAGAAAUAAAAGCCGAGUACUCAGAUGCUAACA
Cephus cinctus (wheat stem sawfly) is the source of this 3794-nucleotide messenger RNA. It is a transcript of the gene Sap47, whose product is annotated as synapse-associated protein of 47 kDa. Gene Ontology annotation, cellular component: synapse; cytoplasm. The coding region runs from base 173 to 1528 and encodes 451 amino acids. Lineage: Eukaryota; Metazoa; Arthropoda; Insecta; Hymenoptera; Cephidae. The transcript has 10 exons. The record is from RefSeq and is a predicted model, not a curated record.